GCCGCCAGCUAGCACCGAGCCGGGCUGGGAGGGUUAGAUGAUGUGAUGUGAUCGUAUACGGGCGGCCGGCUGCAGCUACGGGUGGACUGGCACUUAAAAGCGGCUGUCGACGCGGGCCCUGCUCUUUACUCUGCCCGUGUGUCGUCGUGGGAGCGGAGGCGCAGAAGCCCGGAGGCUGACCGAAGCGCGUCAUCACUGCAGAGUAUCUUCAGUCAGUCAUGAUGUCAGUACAAACCCCUCUCUCACGCUCUGGCUCCUCCCCCUCUAACGUGGGCCUGGCAAACCGCAGUGGACCCUCCGCCACCCCUCCCACCUCUCUCAGCCUUCGCUCCUCAUACAACCAGUUGCUUGGGCGGGAUGUCAUCAAAGAGUCAAUGGAAACAGGAAGUUCGGCCACUUUGCCAAAGAGUCGUCAGAGGUACGCCAUGACCAGCGUGCGGAGCGCCGUGGGGAUUAGUGACAACCUCUUUAAAAACCAGCCUGUGACUAGAGGACGGGGCCUCCCUACCAAGUCCUCCUCUAGCUCCGCCCUCUACUCCUCCUCUUCCUCAUCUUCGCUCUUUAAUACAACCAACCCUAAACUGGCGAAGAACGGGGCCAACAUGCAGAGGAGAGCCGAAAGCCAGCAGCUAGAGUUGAGCAGAGCCAAUACGGAGGGCAAGAUUCACAGUGAUGUCAUCAAUAACCCCUGUUCUGAUUGGCUAGACAACUCCCAGCUGCCUCCUUUUAGACGACGGACCAAGAGCUUUCUCAGUUACCACGAAAAGGGCUGGGAUCUGGAUGUCAGCUGGGGGAAAAAGGAGGAAAAGGAGGAGAAGAAGCAGCAGCCCUCUCCUGAGAAAGAACAGGCCAGUCCUGACAAUGACAAGGAGAUUGAGAAGGAGGAGAAGACCAGCAUCAAGCAGAGCUGCGAGGAGGAGAAGGAGGAGGUGGAGCCAGUGGUGGAGGAGGAAGAGGAGGACGAUGAUCCCACACCAACUCCAAGACAGCCCUUGCUACCUGUGGUGGUUGAAGCCCCUCUUUCUGCCACCUCCUCUUCCUCCUCAAACAGCCCAGAGUGGAUCCCAGACAACCAGAACCAGGUCAAAGAGGAGCUAUGUGUCCCCGUCCAGGGAAGUCCACGCAGCCCUGCAAAGCCUCCACGCAGCUCCCAGCCCAGAGUGAUCAAGGUGGAGUUGCACCCCAACAAUGAGAACCAGUUUCUGCAGCAGUACCCGCCUUCUUCUCCUAAACAGGCCCGAGCUGCAGAGAGGAAUACCCCGACCAGGAACCGACCAGCGCCUCCUGCUCUACCUGAUCCUGAACCUGAGACUGGGCUCCCUAAGGUGGGCCUGAGAAUGGACCUGACUCCUGACACACCUUCAGAGGAUGAGGACUCCAGCUGGACCACCCUGUCGCAGGAGACGCCCUCUCCUCAGACUCCACAGGAAACAGCAGAUGUUUGGGAUGAGGGGGAUCUGCCCCCAGGCUGGCGAGAGAUCUCAGACUCAUCAGAGGUCUAUUUCUGGCAUGUCCCCACUGGCACCACACAGUAUCACAGACCUGUUGCUGCUGGCAACCCACACACCUCUGCCAAAGCUGAGGCAGACCCACAACAGGACACACAGGACACCCUGAAACCGCCCAAUGAGCGCCCCAGCAGUCUGAUAUCUGACAGCUCUGUGGAGCCGGUCCCCUCGCCCUCUGGCUCCUCCCCCUCCUCCUCUUCCUCCACCCCGUCCAAUGACGUCACCUCUUCUGGACCAAACCUCAACAUCACCACCUGCACAGCCAAUUCUGUCCAGGACCUGAAGGACUAUCCGGUCUAUCCUGAUCCCAGUCUGAAGGCGUUUGAAGGGGCCACACUCCGCUAUGCCUCUCUUAAACUCAACCCUGCAGCACAGCUUGAGACUGUUGACCUGAAUAACACUGUCUCUGAUUCAGAAGAAAUGUCAUUCCCUGUGCGAUCUCUGGGCUGGGUGGAGAUGGCAGAACAGGACCUAUGUGAAGGGAGAAGCAGUGUGGCUGUACACCACUGCAUCAGACAGCUGUCCUACUGCAGGAGGGACAUACGAGACUCAGCUGGGGUGUGGGGAGAGGGUAAGGGGAUGCUGUUAGUGCUUCAGGACCGCAUGCUGACCCUUGUUGAUCCCGAUGACCACAGCCUGCUUCACUCUCAACCAAUCAGUAGCAUCCGUGUCUGGGGUGUUGGCCGAGACCACGACAGAGAAAGGGACUUUGCCUACGUGGCGAGAGACAAAAACACGCGGGUUUUAAAGUGCCACGUGUUCCGAUGUGAUACUCCUGCCGCAGCCAUCGCAACAAGUCUCCACGAAAUCUGCUCCAAGAUUAUGGCUGAAAGGAAAAGUGCCAAGGCUGCAGCUGGCAGCUCCUCCCAGACCGGCUCAGAUGUACCCCUACAAGAGUUUCCCAUGCCAAAGACUGAGUUGGUGCAGAAGUUUCAUGUUCUGUAUCUGGGUAUGACAUCUGUUUCUCGCCCCAUAGGGAUGGACAUCAUAAACGGGGCCAUAGACAACCUGGUGUCCUCCACAGGCAAAGAGGACUGGACUCCUGUCAUACUGAGUAUAGCUGACACAACUCUGGCUGUCAUCAAAGAAAAGGAAGAGGAAGAGGAGGUGUUGGUGGAGUGUCGUGUGAGAUUCUUGUCCUUCAUGGGCGUGGGACGGGAUGUGCACACAUUUGCCUUCAUCAUGGACACCGGGAACCAGCAUUUCCAGUGUCAUAUCUUCUGGUGCGACCCCAACGCAGGCAGUGUGUCGGAGGCUGUGCAGGCAGCAUGUGUGCUGCGGUAUCAGAAGUGUCUGGUUGCACGGCCGCCCUCCCAGCGUGCUGGCUCUUCCACCUCACCCACUGCAGACUCAGUGACCCGACGGGUGACCACCAGCGUGAAACGUGGCGUUCAGUCUCUCAUAGACACUCUGAAACCCAAGAAACAGCCAUCAGAACUACCCCAGCAAUGACCGUCACCGGUGACCACAGUAACCACCCGGCCGACACCUGAACCACUCACACACUAUCACCACAACAACACAGUAUCAUUGCCAGCCAUGGUGACCAAUGAUGAUGUAUAUAUAUAAUAACAAACACCACCGCAGAGGAGGGGAAAGGAGCAGUCAUCCAGUUUGCCUGAUGAUUUCAAAAAAAUCAGUUUCGUGUGGAGGAAGAAGUGCUGGUGUCACUGAUGUUUGAGCACUGUGGCUUCUAUGUGGAAACCACCUGCUGACUCCUUAUGGAUUUCCUGUGCAGAUGUUUUACUCAAAAGGAUCAAAUUUCUAGUACUUAAGUGUAUUUCAUGCUUUGUUCUCCUCUGUCAAAUUAGUCAUCUGCACAGUGGGAGCUCCUGGACAGCGACACCAAGCUACAGGAGCUCUGAAGGACAAAAAAGAUGUCGUUUUGCUGUCAUUGGAUUUUUACAAGAAGAAACGAUAGAUACCAAGCAAAACCUUUCAGUACACCAAAACAACAAAAGAUAAAAUAUUUGUGCCCUUAAAUGUGUGAAAGACUGGAAAAAGAUAAAAUCUCCGAUGAGGAUGAAUGACAUGAUUGUAAUAAUGAAGUGUAUGUAAAUGAUUGUACGUAGGAAGAGAGAAUUUUGGGCACAAGAUCUGUAGAUAUGAGAGGAAGAUGAGAUGUUAGUAAUGAAAAAUGAGAUGGAUGUGGGCAUUGAUUUUGCAUGUUUUCUUGACAGGAUAUGCUUUUCUUUUGAUGAGUUUAAAAAAAGGGUGGCAGUAAAAAUAGAAGUGGUGAACACACAUGAAAUAGAUGCUUUCAGCACAAGUCAUCUCUAUUUGAACGUGACUGGAUUUACACUGGCACAAACAAUCUGGUUCCUAAAUCAAC
Cheilinus undulatus (humphead wrasse) is the source of this 3840-nucleotide messenger RNA. RefSeq names its product amyloid-beta A4 precursor protein-binding family B member 2-like. Lineage: Eukaryota; Metazoa; Chordata; Actinopteri; Labriformes; Labridae. Gene Ontology annotation, cellular component: cytoplasm; nucleus. The coding region runs from base 219 to 2960 and encodes 913 amino acids. The transcript has 15 exons. Gene Ontology annotation, molecular function: amyloid-beta binding; transcription factor binding. Gene Ontology annotation, biological process: regulation of DNA-templated transcription. The record is from RefSeq and is a predicted model, not a curated record.